AUGGUUUCUACAUUAUCCUUUAUUGCAAUCCUCGUGCUUCUGGUCCAGACCAACUGUAUGGAGUGGGCUUAUGGUCACAAUGGCAACUUCCAUUACCAGGCAGGGGCAGAAUUCCUGCAACUUUCUGGAUAUCGCAUAGGACAAAGCCAUGAAGUGCUCCCCUCCCUAAAAAGAUAUCUUCAACAUUUCGGCUAUUUGGACACGGUUGCCGACACAGGAAUCUCUCGUGUUUUUGAUGAAGAUCUAGAAGCUGCCGUGAAGAAUUACCAAUUGUUCUUCAGCCUCAAUGCUACUGGUAUACUCGACACAGCAACAGUGCACCAACUAAUCCAGCCAAGAUGCGGUGUACCAGACAUUAUCAAAGAUCUAGCGCCAGCAAAAUUCCAUCGGAUUAAUGUCACCCGCAACUCAAGUUCAUCACACUACAGUCUCAGAAACAAACGUUGGCCACCAUCAAGCAUGAGACUAUUGUAUAAUAUCUCGGAGAAUGAGCACAUGCCAUUUCCUAUAGCAGAUCUGAGGCCUGUCGUCCGUGAGGCAUUCGAAACAUGGGCUUUGUACUCACCAUUCGACUUCACAGAGACUUCAAUUGACAGAAUCGCUCAGUUGCACAUCGGAUUCUACAAAAGGCAGCACUUAAAUUGUCCAAUUCCGUUUGCAGGUCCUAACGACAUGCUCGCACACGCAUUUUAUCCGCCAUCUGGGAAGCUUCACAUCAAUGCAGAUAUUAUAUGGGCGAUCAAUCCUGAGAUUUUGAGGAACACGGAAAAUUCGUACGACGUUCAAUCGGUCGCCCUUCAUGAGAUCGGCCAUCUACUGGGGUUGGGUCAUAGUACAGUUCCAGAAGCAAUCAUGUAUCCUUCCUUGGAUUCUCAAACAAGGAAGGUGGACCUGCAUGGCGAUGAUAUUGCGGGAAUCAAUGCUAUGUAUGAUGUACUAGCUGAUUGA
This is a messenger RNA of Nymphaea colorata (pocket water lily), 948 nucleotides long. RefSeq names its product metalloendoproteinase 5-MMP-like. The record is from RefSeq and is a predicted model, not a curated record. Gene Ontology annotation, cellular component: extracellular matrix. The coding region runs from base 1 to 948 and encodes 315 amino acids. NCBI's taxonomy places the organism in Eukaryota, Viridiplantae, Streptophyta, Magnoliopsida, Nymphaeales, Nymphaeaceae. Gene Ontology annotation, molecular function: metalloendopeptidase activity; zinc ion binding. Gene Ontology annotation, biological process: extracellular matrix organization; proteolysis; collagen catabolic process. The transcript has a single exon.